AUGUACCCCAACUCACAGCCGGCCAGACACCCGGCUCAGACACUGUCACUGAACAGUCAGUACAUCCCGCCUACCUAUGAUUUCCACGGUUAUCAUCACGUCGACCCGUCGACAAGUGCCUGGAACAGCGUUUACGCUCCCCGGGAGGAGUAUCCGUACAGCUUCCCGGGGUCAAGCCCCAGCGCCGGGCAGGUUAGUUUCACCUCCGCGGACCUGAGCGGCACGCCCACCGCCGCUGGAGGGGGGUCGUUCACACCCUACAACUUUAUCUCCGGCCAGGACCCCUUCUGCUCCAAGAGAAGAACACAUGAAUCCAUCAGACCGUCCGUUUCAGCAGGGAAGACUCGCACCAAGGACAAGUACAGAGUAGUGUACACUGACCAGCAGCGCAUGGAGCUGGAGAAGGAGUUUCAGUGCAACCGCUACAUCACAAUGAGGCGAAAGACUGAGCUGUCCGUGACGCUGAGCCUCUCCGAGAGACAGGUGAAGAUCUGGUUUCAGAACAGACGUGCCAAAGAGAGGAAGAUAAACAGGAAGAAGCUGCAGCAUUCCCAGCAGGCCUCUACUACCACGCCUACCCCACCCGUGUUGGGAGGACCUACUGACACCCACAUCACAGCCAGCCCAAGCAGGAACAUUUUGUCUGAUACAAUAUCAGAGAAAUACUAG
Scomber scombrus (Atlantic mackerel) is the source of this 669-nucleotide messenger RNA. RefSeq names its product caudal type homeobox 1a (gene cdx1a). Gene Ontology annotation, molecular function: DNA-binding transcription factor activity, RNA polymerase II-specific; RNA polymerase II transcription regulatory region sequence-specific DNA binding. Gene Ontology annotation, cellular component: nucleus. The record is from RefSeq and is a predicted model, not a curated record. The transcript has 3 exons. Gene Ontology annotation, biological process: cell differentiation; embryo development; regulation of transcription by RNA polymerase II. Lineage: Eukaryota; Metazoa; Chordata; Actinopteri; Scombriformes; Scombridae. The coding region runs from base 1 to 669 and encodes 222 amino acids.